CUCCUCACUCUCAUCACCCCCCUCCUCGCUGCUACAACUCCCGACCCAAACCCCAUCCUCACAGCCAUCAACACAAUCUCCACCGACACAACCGCCCUCAACACCACCGUCGCAAGCUGGGACGGCAACGUCCUCACGCUCCUCGAAAUCACAGUCCAAUCCGCCAAGCUCCUCGCCGCCAUCAACAAGGGUACGAAGACGGCCAACAACGCCGCCAACCUCACCUUUGCGCAGACCCUGGACGUGGCUACCGCGACGCUGAACCUCGCGACGGGCGUCAAUCAGACUAUUACCACGAUUGUGGGCGCGAAACCAAAGUUCGAUAAGCUGUUGGUGGUGGAUCCGGUGAUUUUGCUCAACUUGAAGCUGGAGCAGGAUGCGUCGAGGGAGUUUUCGGAUGCGGUUGUAGCGAAGGUGCCGGCGGAUUUGCAGAGCAUUGCGAAGGGGCUGACGCAGGGAAUUGACGAUAGCUUUUCGGAGGGAAUUGCUGUGUAUGAA
Trichoderma virens Gv29-8 is the source of this 498-nucleotide messenger RNA. RefSeq lists its product as uncharacterized. The record is from RefSeq and is a predicted model, not a curated record. The annotation marks the transcript as partial. The transcript has a single exon. Lineage: Eukaryota; Fungi; Ascomycota; Sordariomycetes; Hypocreales; Hypocreaceae. Gene Ontology annotation, cellular component: extracellular region.